AGUGUGUGGAGUGGAAGAACCCCCCAAAAGUCCUUUUUAAUAAGCUUGCCUUUUUUUUUUUUCUCUUUCCUGCUGGUGACGCUCCGUUCCCGCCAUGAAGACUUUCAUAGCCGCCUUCCUGAUCUGGACGCUGGCUUCUCCCAGGGAUAACUGCCUCUCUGCGUGGCCCACACACACAGCUUGCAAGAGCGGGAACUUGGAGGUGCUCUACCAGAGCUGCGAUCCGUCUCAAGAUUUUGGCUUUUCUUUCGACCAGUGUUCCAAAGAAAUAAAACCAAACCUCAGCAUUAAAUUUGGACUCAUUUUGAGAGAGGACAUCAAGGAGUUGUUUCUGGACGUGGCCCUCUUUGUGAAAGGUGUGUCUUUUCUGAAUUUCUCCUACCCUAUCUGUGAAGAGGAUCUGCCCAAGUUCUCCUUCUGCGGGAGGAGAAAAGGGGAGCAAAUUUAUUACGCCGGCCCUGUGAAUAAUCCUGGGUUUGAAGUUCCUGAGGGAGAAUACCAGGCAUUGCUGGAACUGUAUGAUGAAAAGCGCUUUGUCCUGGCUUGUGCCAACGCCACCAUCAUCCGCUCCUGAGCCUUCAAAGGCACAGCUCUGUCCCAUGGACACGCCAAGCCCCAGACUGAAGCUGACAUGUGAGGAGAGCCGCCAGUGACACGGGUUGGCCCAUGGGUGCAGGGACUGAAACCAGGCUUCCAGAUGAACUCCAAAAAGUAUCACUUUGGAGAAGCCUCCUAGUGUCCAUGAAUCAACCUGAGAGGUCUAUCCAUCCUUGUGUCUCCUUCUAUCACCCCCUGCACUAGCCUCCCCUGAUGUUGUCUCCCCAGGACAAGGAAGGCUGUUCUCCCUGGCUCAGAGCACCUCGGUGCAAUGCUGUGCUGUCACGUCACCUCCCUGAAGACCUGGGCAUGGGGACUGGAUAGGUGUCUUAUUCUAAGAAACUCAGGAGGAGGAUGCCCCCAUCUAAAGUCUGAACCCCAGAAAGUAGCACUCUUUUCCUGGGGAGGUCUAUGCUCUUGGCUCUGGAGGUUUGAGGUUGAGGAAUUCACACAGAGCAGUGCUGGGUUCUCACAUGACCAAAUGUAUUAUGGUCUCUGUCAUUUCACGUGCACUCAUCAACUCACGCAUCACAGCUGACAGCUAGGUGCCUGGCCUGUUCUCGACAUCUGCAGACUGCACGGAGCAGAGCAGGCAGCACUCGCUCCUGCAGAGAGCUUUCCAUCCCCUGAAAUAUGACAAAUGACAGGAACACCAGAAGACACGUGUACGUACAUUUCAAAAACAGCUCGUCCGAUGCCCUCUGCAAACAAACACGGUAUCCAUCCUAUUGCCAGAGACACUGACACCCCACUAUUUCCUGUCCGGUGAAUAAAAGAAAAUGGAUUGUGCUAUCA
This is a messenger RNA of Erinaceus europaeus (western European hedgehog), 1392 nucleotides long. RefSeq names its product lymphocyte antigen 86 (gene LY86). Bases 95 to 574 code for a protein of 159 amino acids. The record is from RefSeq and is a predicted model, not a curated record. The transcript is spliced from 5 exons. Gene Ontology annotation, biological process: positive regulation of lipopolysaccharide-mediated signaling pathway; innate immune response. Lineage: Eukaryota; Metazoa; Chordata; Mammalia; Eulipotyphla; Erinaceidae.